CAUUCUUCACCGGAUAUCCGCUCUGUUCAGUCUGUCCGCCACACGUGCAAAGCGCAAACACUGAGCAGCGUGUUUUUCAGCGUUUUUGGAUAGAAAUACGAACUUUAAAACAUUCUUCACCUUUGAGGAGACAAGAAAAGCGUCGGAUCAAGAUGUUUCUGCAGUAUUAUUUGGACGAAAAUGGCGACAGAGUCUACACGCUAAAGAAAUUGGCUCCAGAUGGUCAGCCCACCAGUUCGGCACAUCCAGCUAGAUUUUCUCCUGACGACAAAUUUUCCAGACACAGGGUGACGCUAAAGAAAAGAUUUGGACUCCUUCUCACUCAGCAACCCAAGCCUGUUCUGUAAGAUGAGGGAGGAGGAGGAAGGGAAGAGCACAGAGGAGCGAUAGAGAAGAGAUGGAUAUGCGAGGAAAAAAGACUUGAACAUCAAUCUACUGCGACUCGUGAAGAUGACCAUACCAGGAGUUGGCAUAGAGCUGCCAAAAUGAAAUGAGGAUUUAUUUAGUUUUAAACCCUUUCAGUAAUAUGUCUGUUUUACUUUGUUUAAAAUAAGGUCUUCACUUUUUCUAAUAAAUAUGAGUGCUGAAAUA
Molecule: messenger RNA, 591 nt
Organism: Boleophthalmus pectinirostris (great blue-spotted mudskipper)
Lineage: Eukaryota; Metazoa; Chordata; Actinopteri; Gobiiformes; Gobiidae
Gene: nop10
Product: NOP10 ribonucleoprotein homolog (yeast)
Exons: 2
Coding region: 153-347 (64 amino acids)
Biological process (GO): snRNA pseudouridine synthesis; positive regulation of telomerase RNA localization to Cajal body; ribosome biogenesis
Cellular component (GO): box H/ACA snoRNP complex; box H/ACA telomerase RNP complex
Molecular function (GO): telomerase RNA binding; box H/ACA snoRNA binding
Source: RefSeq, a predicted model, not a curated record